This is a messenger RNA of Porites evermanni, 1419 nucleotides long. Lineage: Eukaryota; Metazoa; Cnidaria; Anthozoa; Scleractinia; Poritidae. The record is from the annotation of a GenBank genome assembly.
AUGCUUCCUUUUCGCUUCCUGAGAAAACGACGAAUUUUGUUUUUUGUAGUCUUGACUUUAUUUAUUUUGGGAUGUCUUGCGGCCUUAAAAGUUAUUUCAUCUUCGGAAAAAGACAAGUUGGGACCAAAGAUAUUCAAUAAAGAAGCACCUGAAGAAAUAAUUUUAAAUUACAGGGUUCAAGAUGCAAGUGAACAAAAAAUCAGUAGGGAAGAGAGAGAAAAAAGAGAAAACAACUUUGUCAAAGGAGCUAACGGGAGGGAUAGUACAGGACCCGGCCUUUCGCAUAGACCAACCAUAAAAGAUGCCGUCACAGGAAAAGGAAUUAAUUCUGACAAAGAGGAUCUUUUGUUACCUCAACCAAAUUAUAACGUUCACAUUUUUUACUACGCGUGGUAUGGAAAUCCUGAACACGAUAGGAAAUAUGUUCACUGGAAUCACCGAUUCCUUCCACACUGGGAUCCUGAAGUAGCUAAGAAAUACAAGAAAGGAUCUCACUCUCCUCCAGAUGAUAUUGGUUCCAAUUUUUAUCCAGAGCUUGGGCCUUACAGUUCAAGAGACCCUAAAGUAAUUGAUGAUCACAUGAUGCAAAUGAGAACUGCAAGGGUGGGUGUGGUCGUGCUCUCGUGGUACCCCCCUGGUAAGGCUGACGAGGAGGGGAUACCAAGUGACUCACUGGUGCCUCUCCUUCUCGAUGCCGCAGCUAAGUACAAACUUAAACUCACAUUUCACAUUGAGCCCUAUAAAGGCAGGAAUGAUCAUACAGUCCAUGAUGACGUAAAGUAUAUUAUAGACACUUACGGCAAACACAAGGCUUUCUAUACGUACAGGACCACUGAUGGAAGAAAUCUACCCAUGCUGUACAUUUAUGACUCAUAUCAUACCCCACCAGAAGCUUGGGCACAGUUAUUGAGACCUGAUGGGUCACAUUCAGUACGUAACACACCAUAUGACUGUAUAUUUAUAGCGCUGAUGGUUGAAAUGAGUCACAGGAAGUACAUAGAUGAGGGUGGUUUUGAUGGCUUCUACACUUACUUUGCUACUGAUAAGUUCACCUAUGGGUCAACAUGGCGAUCGUGGCCUCAACUCAAAGCUGUCGCCAAACAGACAAACAGUUUAUUUAUUCCAAGCGUGGGACCAGGGUAUAUUGACACGAGUGUGCGGCCGUGGAAUAACAUGAACACAAGAUUAAGAAGUAAUGGAGAGUAUUAUAAAAAUAGCUGGAAGGCGGCUCUUCAAACUGAGCCAGAUGUUGUCUCAAUUACGUCAUUCAAUGAAUGGCAUGAAGGAACACAAAUAGAAAAAGCUGUUCCAAGAUCGUUUCCUGGACUGCUUUACAAAGAUUAUCGCCCUAAUUCUCCUGACUUUUAUCUCAAGCUAACUAAGAAGUUUGCGGAUACAUUUGGAAGAACAAAAAAAUAA